AUGGCGAAAGGCCGCACCCGUGAGAAAUCGGACGUGGACCAGAAGGUAAAGAAGGAAAAGAAGCUAUCCGAAGACAAGGUGAAGAAAUCAACCAAAUCCAAGGAUAGCAGUGAGAAGAAGGAGAAAAAGGCCAAAAAGCUUGCCAAAAUCGAGGAAGCCCUGGACCUCCAGCCCGCAGCCGCGACCGAAAACGAGACAGAGGCUGCCGAAGAUUUUAUGGCGCUUAACAGUGACGUCGAAGCCGAGACUAAGAAGUCUAAGAAGGUCAAGAAAGACAAGAAGGCUUCGAAGAGUGGCGACAGCGCUGCCAUGAAAGACGAGGCCGAGCAAGCGGCCGAAAAGAAUACCCCGGUGAGGGACAAGAAGAAGAAAGAUGAGAAGAAGAAAGACAAGAAGAUGAAGGCCGAAAAGAAGCAACCAGAGGACGAGAAUGCCGACGAGCCCGACGAGGAGGAGGGUGGAGCUGCUCUGUUCACGAUUGACACCAAGGGCACCAAAUUACCCCAAAAGCACAAAGAGCAGAUACCCAACCCAAAGAUUGACGUCGACUCGUCCAGUUCAAGCUCAGAUUUAGACUCAGAUGACGAGGACAAGAGAUCUAAUGUAGGCCGCAGCUCAGUCACGGCCACUAAGGAGGAUUCCAGCAACACGGCAGCAGAGGCCAGCAAACCGGAAGUCAAGAAACAGGAAGCCCCCUCGGGUCUCAAUAGGAAGGCGCGCCGCCGCCUCCAGCUGAUUGAAAAGCAAAGGGCGGUUAUCCAGAAGCGUCUAGGCAUCACAUUUAGCUCGACGGAGCGGAACGAAGAGGUUGACGAAGCGCUCGCUGUCUGGAUCCAGGAGAGAGACAGGGUUCAGGCCGUGGCCGACAAGAAGAAGGCGGACAAAGCCGAGAAGGACAACGCCCGCCGAAAGGGCCAAAAGAUUGGCUCCGCCGAAUACCAACUCAAGAAGCAACAGAGAAAAACGGCGAGAAACGCCAAGAAAGCUGGUGCGACCGGCGAGAAGAAGGCCUAG
Lasiosphaeria miniovina is the source of this 1014-nucleotide messenger RNA. RefSeq lists its product as uncharacterized. The record is from RefSeq and is a predicted model, not a curated record. The coding region runs from base 1 to 1014 and encodes 337 amino acids. NCBI's taxonomy places the organism in Eukaryota, Fungi, Ascomycota, Sordariomycetes, Sordariales, Lasiosphaeriaceae. The transcript is spliced from 2 exons.